This is a messenger RNA of Gigantopelta aegis, 2744 nucleotides long. RefSeq names its product 43 kDa receptor-associated protein of the synapse-like. Gene Ontology annotation, molecular function: protein-membrane adaptor activity; acetylcholine receptor binding. NCBI's taxonomy places the organism in Eukaryota, Metazoa, Mollusca, Gastropoda, Neomphalida, Peltospiridae. Bases 798 to 2108 code for a protein of 436 amino acids. Gene Ontology annotation, biological process: chemical synaptic transmission. The record is from RefSeq and is a predicted model, not a curated record. The transcript is spliced from 6 exons.
GUCAAGGGAAAAGGAAGAUUGCAUGUUUAGGGUAAUAACCUGUAGGAUCAACCCCAGCAGGAAAAGGUGAUAUUUUCAAGAUGUAACAUCCUUGUGUAUUUCCCGAUGAAGAGCUCAUAACCCUAAACUUUAACUCGCUGUUUUAACAAGCUUCUUACCCGGAGAGUGCAUUAACAGUCAAAUAAUAAACAGGUCCGGGGUUUAUAGAAAAAAAUGUAUCAUUAAAAGUUUGUGUUCAGAACAGUAGGCGUUUUCAUUUGGAAGCACGAACAUUGUCAUUGAAGAAAACGUACGUCCGAAAAUAUAUUUUAACUGUUUAACAUUUCUAUAUUAUCAGCUGCCUUUGAAGUAGGCCCAGUCCGGAUAUUAUUGAAAUAAGAUCAACUGUAAUUUAUUAAAGUUGGCAAAUAAGGUGAACAAGAACGAGUCGGCCAAUCAAGGAAAUUUCGGGAGUUGAUUUUUCUAAAUUCCAUUCAAGGGUGACACGAGUUCAAACACAGCCCUGUGGACCUGUUUUCAGCAAACACAUUGAACCGCCCUUUCAAGGUUGCACACUGACAAAAUACUGGCAUAAUGGUUAUUGUUUUCGUUUGUUUGUUGACAUAUAUUGCCUAUAUAAAUGGCUGAAUUCUGUACUUAAGCAUAAAAAAGGAGACCUGUGACAUUCUAAGACGAAAUUUGAUACCACUGCGGGAAAGGAAAACUUGCGAUCGGGCCACCGACGGUAUAUAAGAUGAACUCGAUUUGACUUUUUAAUUCAUUCACUCUCGUGUCUGUUUCUGAUUUCUCGCAUACAUAUGGUUAAUUAUCACGACGCGUAUUCUGGCAUUUUAGAUUUCAUAAGAAUGGGACAGACGUUGGCGAGGAGGUCGCGAGACCGAGGGACGAAACUGUGGGAAGAACAGAGGUUCGACGAGGCGAUCCACGCCUGGGAAACGGCAAUGAAACGAACGACAAAGGCCUCGGACCGAUUUGACAUCUUCGGCAAUCUCUGUAUGGCUCUGUGUGAUAUGGGAAAGUACAGGAAUGCGUUGACUUAUGCCGGGCAGCAGAUUGAACUUGCCAAUAAAGUAAACAAUCCGUUAAUGAUAUCGCAGGCCUAUUUCCAUUUAGCCCUCUGUAACGAACGGGUGAGCGAAUAUUCGAAGUCGGUGACGUACUGUAGAUACAGCCUGCAGGUUGAAGACGCAGGCGAUAAACUGUUCGGGUGGAUUCACUUCUGUUUGGGAAAUGCUUACUUCGGACUCAGUGAAUUUCCCAAAGCUUGGAAAAGCUAUUCGAAAAGUUUAUCUCUAGCGAGAACUAGAAAAGACGUUUUAUUAGAAAUGCUCGUUCAAUCCAGACUGGGCUAUUUGUUUUCUCAGUUAGUGGAUCAUGAGACAGGACUCGGGUACUGCAGCAAGGCAUGGGACAGUGUGAACUCGUUUGGAGAAGGAUCUCCGAUUGUGAAAUACAAGCGACAGAUAGCAGUGUUCCUGGCCAUUCCAUACAGGAAGACUGGCUCCUAUAACGAGGCUAUGGACUUGUGUGAGGAUGCCAUGAAGGUUGCAAUGCUGUAUGGCGAUCGUCAAGUCCAAGCCAGAUGUCUCAUGGUAUUCGCUGAUAUCCACAGGAAAAGAUCGGACUUCGAGAGAGCCAGUCCUCGCUACGAGUCGGCCUAUAGCAUCCUGUCGGAGACGGGCGACAGACUGGGACAGGCCGAGGUUCUUGGGGGAAUGGCCAAAACAGCCACGUGCACCAGAAACUUCGAACAGGCUAUAGAAUUAAACACAAAAUCACUGGACAUAGUUCAGAAGAUUGGCAACAAGCUGGAGAUGCUUAGGUGCCACGCCAGGCUGCAGGCGCUGUACAAGGUGUCGGGGGAGACGUCGCUCAGUCACCGUCACUUCACAGUGGUCAGACAACUCCUGGACGAAAUGGAACUCUUCUGUGGCGUGUGCGACGAGAUCAUUGGUGAAAAACCAGAGAAACUCGAUGCCUUGGAUUGCGGCCACUUUAUACACAACAGGUGUAUCGUGCAUCUAUCGAGAUCAACUCUUGGAAGAAGCGGAAAGAUCCGACCUUGUCCUGCGUGUAGGCGAAAAUCGUCCAUGAACCCCACACUGUAACAAUGAAUUCCACUACAGAAUCCUAAACCAGCGAAUUUCAAAAUCCUAUAACAUCAAAUUCCAAAAACAAAAUGACCCUUCAAUAGCAAAUUCCAAAACAGAAUGCUAUAACAGCAAAUUAUAAAGAGAAUAGAACAUAAUCAUGUAACAACAAAUUCCAAAACAGAAUUCUGUAACAUAAAAUUGCAAAGAGAAUAGAACGUAAUCCUGUGAAUUUUAACAGAAUAGAACACUGUAAUAGCAAAUUGCAAACGGAAAUCUAAAAGGGUGAAUUGCAAAUGUGAUAGAAUCCUUUAAGAGCACAUUCAAAAAAUGUAAUCCUUUUUAAAGAGAAAAUUCCAAAAUGGAAUCCUUUUUAAAGAGAAAAUUCCAAAAUGGAAUCCUUUUUAAAGAGAAAACUUUAAAAUAGAAUCCUAUACCUGUGGAUACAUUAUUGCAUCUGUUUAAUAACACUUGGUCGCCAUAUGACCUUGUGGUAGCAACAAAAUAUAACUUUAAGUACAAGAUACUUACAUAUCGUUCCCGCCUGUUGAGAUGGUUUGAGCUUUAAGGAAGUAUUGGUCUUUGUGUGUGAGUCUGUCCGUCCGUCCGUGUGUGUAUCUAGUCAUUAUUCUUAUACAAUAAAUCUACUCUUCG